Messenger RNA from Pseudopodoces humilis (Tibetan ground-tit), 3733 nucleotides. RefSeq names its product F-box and leucine rich repeat protein 20 (gene FBXL20). Gene Ontology annotation, molecular function: protein binding. Gene Ontology annotation, biological process: SCF-dependent proteasomal ubiquitin-dependent protein catabolic process. The record is from RefSeq and is a predicted model, not a curated record. Lineage: Eukaryota; Metazoa; Chordata; Aves; Passeriformes; Paridae. Gene Ontology annotation, cellular component: SCF ubiquitin ligase complex; cytoplasm.
CCGCUUUGAGAUGUUCUCAAACAACGAUGAAGCUGCAAUCAACAAAAAACUGCCCAAAGAGCUGCUGCUUCGAAUUUUCUCUUUCCUGGAUGUGGUCACUCUGUGUCGUUGUGCUCAAGUUUCCAGGGCAUGGAAUGUUCUGGCCCUGGAUGGCAGUAACUGGCAGCGAAUUGACCUGUUUGAUUUCCAGAGGGAUAUUGAGGGCCGAGUGGUGGAGAACAUUUCCAAGAGAUGUGGGGGAUUCCUGCGGAAGCUGAGCCUGCGGGGCUGCCUGGGAGUGGGGGACAACGCCUUAAGGACCUUUGCCCAGAACUGCAGGAACAUCGAGGUGUUGAACCUCAAUGGUUGUACCAAGAUCACGGAUGCCACCUGCACCAGCCUCAGCAAGUUCUGCUCCAAACUCAGGCACCUGGAUUUGGCUUCCUGCACCUCCAUAACCAACCUGUCCCUGAAAGCACUGAGCGAGGGAUGCCCGCUGCUGGAACAGCUCAUCAUCUCCUGGUGCGACCAAGUGACCAAGGACGGGAUCCAGGCGCUGGUGCGGGGCUGCGGGGGGCUGCGGGCCCUGUCCCUCAAGGGCUGCACCCAGCUGGAGGACGAGGCUCUCAAGUUCAUCGGUGCCCACUGUCCCGAGCUGGUGACCCUGAACCUGCAGACCUGCCUGCAAAUCACGGACGACGGGCUCAUCACCAUCUGCAGGGGCUGCCACAAGCUGCAGUCCCUGUGCGCUUCCGGCUGCUCCAACAUCACCGACGCCAUCCUCAACGCCCUGGGACAGAACUGCCCACGCCUCCGAAUAUUGGAAGUGGCGAGGUGUUCCCAGCUGACCGACGUGGGCUUCACCACCCUGGCCAGGAAUUGCCAUGAGCUUGAAAAAAUGGAUCUGGAGGAGUGUGUCCAGAUAACAGACAGCACACUAAUCCAGCUUUCCAUACACUGUCCACGGCUGCAGGUCCUGAGUUUAUCCCACUGCGAGCUGAUCACGGACGACGGGAUCCGUCACCUGGGGAACGGCGCCUGCGCCCACGACCGCCUGGAGGUGAUCGAGCUGGACAACUGCCCCCUGAUCACCGACGCCUCCCUGGAGCACCUCAAGAGCUGCCACAGCCUGGAGAGGAUAGAACUGUACGACUGCCAGCAGAUCACACGGGCUGGCAUCAAGAGACUCAGGACCCACCUGCCCAACAUCAAAGUCCACGCCUACUUCGCCCCGGUGACCCCCCCGCCCUCGGUGGGCGGCAGCCGACAGCGCUUCUGCAGAUGCUGCAUCAUCCUAUGACACUGGAAGCUGCUCCCGGCCAGCGGGGCUGGAACCACGCCCGUGCCAUCCCGGGGGACACCGGCGAUCCCAGUGUCAUCUGCCAGGGCCAGCGAGCGGGGCCGGGGUGCCCUGUAGCCACCCACACCCCCCCUGUGAUCCCACCCGGCCCGGCGGGAUGAGCGACUCGCCACGGGAGCUGCACCGCGUUUCCCCGGCUGGAUCGGCCUGAUCCUGAACCAUUCCUGCUGGGAAUACCCCGGGGAAAAACCCCGUGGGAAGGAGGGGAGGGAGCCCAGCCUGCAGGGACUGAUGCUGCUGGUGAGGUUGGAAAAGGAGCCGAGGUCCUUGGAAGUGGGGAGAGGAGAGGAACACGCUUUAACCCCGCAGCCGUUGUGCGGGGGGAAAAACCCCAACAAACCUGGAAACCCCAACAAGGUCUGUGUCCCUCUGUCAGGGAGGGAAUGAAACUGCAGCUGCUGAGCCAGGGUUUACCUGGGAUCCAGGAUUUCCCUGGGAUCCAGGAUUUAUCUGGGAUCCAGGAUUUACCUGAGAUCCAGGAUUUAUCUGGGAUCCAGGAUUUACCUGGGAUCCAGGAUUUAUCUGGGAUCCAGGAUUUCCCUGGGAUCCAGGAUUUACCUGAGAUCCAGGAUUUAUCUGGGAUCCAGGAUUUAUCUGGGAUCCAGGAUUUCCCUGGGGUCCAGGAUUUCCCUGGGGUCCAGGAUUUACCUGAGAUCCAGGAUUUAUCUGGGAUCCAGGAUUUCCCAGUGAUCCAGGAUUUACCUGAGAUCCAGGAUUUAUCUGGGAUCCAGGAUUUACCUGAGAUCCAGGAUUUCCCAGUGAUCCAGGAUUUCCCAGUGGUCCAGGAUUCCCCUGUGCUUCCCUGUUCCCACCCUGAUGAUGCUCACAUGAAGAAGGCUCUUCUUUCCCAUGUGGCAUCCAGCUCAGAGGCUUCCCAGAUUCUUCCCAAAUUGUGUGAUAGGCCUUGGAGUUUCUAAUGCCACAUAUUUUACCCUCCCCAAAUCCUGGUUGUUUUUUUCAAUUUCUUCUUUUUUUUUUCUCCCUUUAAAUUUUUUUACUAAAUUUCUGAUUCAGUCAUUUCUUGAGAUUUUCCAGCCCAAAGCAAAGAAUACAUAAGGAAUUCUUUUCCCAGGAGAAGCCUGAGCCUGUGAUGAGCUGUCAGGAAGAUUUUAGGUGAGCUGCACCCCAGGCUGGGCUCUCCUGGGCUUCCUGACAUGUUUGAUCAGGGAUUGGGUGUCCAAAUUUAUCCCAAAUCCAGGUUUUAUCCCAAUGACAAGGAUACAAUUCUCCAUACAGGGAAUAAUAUAUAUCUAUAUAUACAAAUAUAUAAUUCUCAGUACAGGGAGAAAGUUCUAAUCCGUGUUCCAGCCACUGUGAGCUCCCUCCUCCUGUCCUUUCCCUCCAUCCUUUCCCUGAGGAAAAGCAAAGCAGAGGUUCUUGCUUGCCCUGGUGAAGAAUUGAGGAUUCCCUGGGGGAGCAGGGCUGGGAUCCCCCCCGAGCUCCCCACCCUGCACAGGUAAGUGUGGAAGGAGCCCCGGGAUGGGCUUUGGAUGUGCCAGGGCCAGGGAGAGGGGUCGCUGGCUGCUUUUUUUGGGGUGUUUCAGGCAGAAAUGGGUGCAGGGGAGCCCGGGCUGACCGAAUUGCAGGUGUGGAACUGCUGGGCAGAUCCCAAGGGUUUGAGGGGGCAGGGUUGGUCAGCCUGGGGCGGGUCCGUGUCCGUCUCUCCCGCUGUCCGUGCCCACCGACGCUUCCCCCGGGCUCUGAGGACGCUCCUGCUGGGGAAGGAGCAGCUGCAGCAGCAGGAAUGGCUGCUCCAGGGGCUGGGAGGGAGCUUUCCCACCAGGAAUUCCAAGGAGGAUGCGCCGUUCUCCCCCCGGAGCUGCACCCCCCUCAUCUCCCGCAGCGCCCCGGUCUGCGCUCACGCUCUGCCGGGAGCAACUCCGGCCUGCCGGGGUUAAAAGGAUACUGUCAAUGCCCUCCUGUAGAUGGCUUUUAAUCCCUUAUAUUUAUUCAAGUCCUCUUUAGCGCUGUGGAUUCUCCCCCUCUCCUCAGGCGCCUUCAUUUCCAGAACUUUCUCCAGGUUUCGGGGUGGCAGAAGAUGGUGGUGACGGACUGGACGGGUCACCCGGCAAUCACAGGAUUUGCACAACUCUGGGAAAAAUAAAACAAAAGCAACUUUUGUUUAGUUCCUACGGUGGCAGAGGAGAGCGAAGAGCGGGAUUUGGGAGCCAGGGCGUUGUUGGCUGGCUGAUCCCUUUGUAACAGAGCAGAGUUUUCCAGGGAAAACUCCGGAACACAGAACCCAAAGCAAUUUAUUUUCUGUUUGCAGACCAGGGUGACAGCAUUAAGGUAGCUCAAACUUCUUGACAGUGUCCUUUUAAGUCAAUUAUCCGUCUUCAAAUGGACUCUUCCUGAUGUUUAUAUUUAUAAAUACCAAUAAACACCAUUUUCCAA